Molecule: messenger RNA, 1493 nt
Organism: Aplysia californica (California sea hare)
Lineage: Eukaryota; Metazoa; Mollusca; Gastropoda; Aplysiida; Aplysiidae
Source: RefSeq, a predicted model, not a curated record
AAAUUGUAGCCGUGGCCUUCUACUGCUUGAGGCUCAUAGCCAACUGUUAUUGCUUCGCCUGUGUGGUCUCACAGUACCAGGAGCUGUCUGAGGGCAGGGGCACCUAUGAGUUCCUCUAUAAACCUCGUCGUCGUCACAUGGGGAGAGGAGGCCAGGGUGCUCCCAUGUCCGACCUAGAGGAGUACAACCCUCCUUACGGGGCCACGCUCCCGCCGUACAGUGUGGAGAACCCCUACAAGGAGUACUCUCCGCCCACCUACGAGAACCUGGCCAUUGACUAUGAGGAGAUUGACACUGUGGGCAUGGCUAGCCCGGUGGGUGGGCCGCGCAGGCUGCAGGCAGCAACGUCCGCCUCGUACCUAGCAGAUGUUGUAGUGAGUCCCCCUCCUCGGGAAUUUCGUAAUGUUGUGUCAGAUGGUGAGAACAUAGAGAGUGACCACGGCGGUAGUUUUUCUGGUGUAGACGACCCUUCGACGUCAUCGUCAUUUUCUGCUCGCCAUCUACGACAAGCGAGUGCUUUUUCAGAUCUGGCAAAUGUGGAGGUGUCUGUCAUAGAUCUACGGAACUUGUACCCUUCUCAUUCCAUGGAAGAACUGCAACAUCCCCAGCAUCAUCAUCAUCAGCUUCAUCAUCAUCGUCAUCAUCACCAUCAGUUCCGUGAGCAUCAGGAUCAUCACAGUCGUCAUAAUUCUCACCACAACCGCCACCGUCACCAGCGUCACUGCAGCCUUGACGACAGUCGGCAGGGUAGUCACUCGCAUCAUCGACACAGUUUGGACGCUGGUUCUGCCAUAGCUGUGACAUCAUCCUCUGCAUGUCUGCUGGAGAGCAGUGGUCAGUCUGUUGAUGGUGACAGCGGUUACAGAAGUCGACAGUCUCCCUCACAGCUCAGGAAUUCAAAGACGGUUCCUAUUUCUCCUCUGACCAUCCAGAAGCGGACUUAUAUCACGUGGAUUUAGUUCACACAUCGCCCCUUGCUUGCUGGGCCAAGCGAUGUGAAUAGUAAUGACCGUCCUGCCUACAACUUGCUGAACAAAAUGAGGAUGAUAUGCAUAUCUAUGUGGGAUAUGUAUGCAUAUGUUGAAUGUUCACUUCAGGAACUUAAAAAUAUCUCUUAAUGAAAUGUGUAUGAGUUAUAAGUGAUAUAUUCUCCCUUUGUAUGCCUUUAAAUUUGGAUGCCAGAUUCAACUACAAAGUUGACAGUCUUGUGCUGCACAAUUUCUCGUGGAGAGACUCGGAGCUUUGUCAAACCCAAAGAUUUGAAUUACGAUAUCCUGGACUGGGCACCACUCUUUGCUGUCUAUAAAAUUUUUUGCUGCGCUGGUGCGUACCAUGGAUGCACAAAUAAAAGGGUAGAACUAAAGAUCGUACCUAACAAGAUAGUUCACUCAGCCAGAAAAGUGUACACGGAAGUCCAUGCAUUGCUUCAGAUGGCGCUGCAGUCUUUGUUUUGAAGCUCUCUUUCGUUUCUCCAGAAGAAGAAUUGGAAUAGU